This is a messenger RNA of Rosa chinensis, 3622 nucleotides long. RefSeq names its product receptor-like protein EIX2. Gene Ontology annotation, molecular function: protein binding. Lineage: Eukaryota; Viridiplantae; Streptophyta; Magnoliopsida; Rosales; Rosaceae. The record is from RefSeq and is a predicted model, not a curated record. The transcript is spliced from 2 exons. Bases 502 to 3249 code for a protein of 915 amino acids.
UGCAGAUUUGACCACCCCCGCUCCUGGCGAAGUUGUAGCAAUGGCAGCUUCACAAGCAAAAUCUGAUUCUACUGGUGGAAAAGCAUAAGCAGCUGAAUCCACACAGGAACAGCAGCAGUAGGUCCCUCGCUAGAAUGAAGAAGUGAUGAGGCCUCGAAGGAGGUCUGUGGCAAAAGUAUUGCCAUCUGCCAUGGUCUAUUUUGUACUAUGUUUCUGAGCCAUCAUGGUUUAUAAACUACCCAAUCUGCCAUUCUUUAUGCUCUGCGUAUAAGGAGCAAGUGUUGACCGAUUGGAUAACAUGAGACUACUAAACUGUGUUUGGGAGAUGGACUUCCCAGUGGUGUGAGAUCAUCAUCAUGCAUCGAGGAAGAGAGACGAGCGCUUCUCAGCUUCAAAGGAGAUGUUACUGAUCGUUCCGGCAGGCUUUCUUCUUGGGUGGGUCAGGAUUGCUGUCAAUGGAAAGGGAUUUCAUGCAACAACCGUACAGGUCACGUUGUAAAGAUGGACCUCCGGAACCUGAAUUAUGAUGAAGGCUUCUACUGGGAGACUUCUUUGGGGGGUAAGAUUAAUCCUUCUUUGCUUAGCUUUAAGAACUUAUAUUACCUUGAUCUAAGCGGAAACGAUUUUCAAGGACGUCGAAUUCCUAACUUCUUUGGGAAGCUUCAAAGUUUGAGGUAUCUCAAUCUCUCAUAUAAUUCAUUUGUGGGAGAGAUUCCCCCAGCUCUUGGUAACCUCUCAAACUUGAACUAUCUUGACCUCAGUUCUGAUUAUUACAGUUAUGUUUCUUCCAAAAACUUGAAUUGGCUUUCUCAUCUCUCUUCCCUAAAGUACCUCAAUCUUGGAGGUGUGAACCUUAGCAGCACAGGAGUAAGUUGGCUACAUGAUGUCAACAUGCUUCCUUCACUCUUAGAGUUGCAUUUGUCUGUUUGCCAAAUUCAAAACCUUCCACACUACUCCCAGCUUCCGUCAGUGAACUUCACAUCCCUAUUGGUUCUUGAUCUAUCAGGGAAUUCUAUUAAUUCUUCAUUUCCCAGCUGGCUUUUUAAUCUUACCAACCUCAAAAAACUUGAUGUAUCUAGCAACUGGUUCGCGGGUCACUUCCCUGUUGAAAUUGCAAACCUCAAGUCUUUGGAAGACCUUCGUUUAAAUAAUGAUUUUCUCCAAGGUCAAAUUCCCAAAGUCAUUGGUACUUUGUGCAGCCUAAUUAUAUUAGAUCUUUCGUCAAACUCGCUCAAUGGUAGUUUGGAAAAUGUUUUGAAUGGCUUCUCAAACUGUACAAGUCAUAGAUUAGAGUCACUUGAUUUAUCUUACAAUAUUAUGUUGGAAGGUGAAUUGCCCACCGCCUUGGGAAUGCUAGAAAAUCUUAUGGAACUUCAUCUAAGUGGAAACCAAUUUUCUGGUUCAAUUCCUCAAUCUAUCGAUAAUUUAUCAUCCUUGGAAACACUAGACAUCUCUGGUAAUAAUUUGACCGAGUCCAUUCCUGAAAGUUUGGGACAACUUUCUCAGCUAGUUCACCUAGAUCUAUCUCAAAAUUUGUGGGUAGGCAUUAUAACUGAAGCGCAUUUCCGAUCUCUCACAAAGUUGGAGUUCUUUGCAGUCAAUACAGACCUACCUAGGUCCCUCAUUUUUAACGUGGCUCAUGACUGGGUUCCUCCUUUCCAGCUUGAUUCAGUUGACAUUGCCAACUGCAGAGCAGGUCCUGCCUUUGGGGUAUGGCUUCAGUCUCAAACUGAAUUAACGCAUCUCAAUCUUAGUAAUACUGGAAUCUCAGAUUUCAUACCAGAAGAGUGGUUCUUGAAGAUAUCUUUCCAACUCACAUCGCUGGAUUUAUCUAACAACCAAAUUCGUGGAAGGCUUCCAUUUCACAUGAACUUCCCAUCUUUGGAGUAUAUAGAUUUGAGUCAUAAUCAAUUUGAGGGCCCUCUCCCACAUUGGUCUAGUGAUGCUGCCGCCUAUCUCGAUCUUCAAAGCAAUUUAUUUUCCGGGCCAAUUCCCUCAAAUUAUGGUCAACUGUUGCCUAACUUGCUAAAAUUGUAUCUAUCUGACAAUCAUCUGAAUGGUAGUAUACCACCCUCUUUGUGCAACAUGUCAGGUCUAUAUAUCUUUAUGUUAAGAAGUAAUCACUUGUCUGGAGAAUUACCUCCAGCAUGGAGUCUUUGGCGAGAUAUAUGGGUUGUAGAUGUCUCAGACAACAAUUUGUCUGGCAAUAUCCCCAGUUCAAUGGGUGUUCCGAGCUCACUAUACGUAUUGAAUCUGAGGAACAACAAUUUUGGGGGUCAGAUUCCUUCUUCUCUCUUCCAAAACUGCAGCCACUUGCAGAGUAUUGAUCUUGGAGGCAAUAGAUUUACUGGAAGCAUACCUUUACAGACAAGAUCAAUUGUAUCAUCUGAAUUGUAUAUGCUAAGAUUGCGAUCCAACUCUUUAAGCGGACAUAUCCCCAAUCGAUUGUGCUCUCUUCAAUCUCUUCAUAUCAUAGACCUUGGCCACAACAAAUUUUCAGGGACCAUUCCCAAGUGUGUGUAUAAUCUGACUGCUUUGGCCUACGGUAAUGACACUCGUACGUACUUUUUGUUAAAUUAUCUUGAGAAGACCAGCUUGACAUUGAAGGGACAAGAACUCGUAUAUAACACCACUCUGAAUUUGGUGAAUACCAUUGAUCUCUCAUCAAAUAACUUAGAAGGUGUAAUCCCUGAAGAAAUAAGCAGUCUCAUUGCAUUGGGUACCUUGAACUUGUCAAGAAAUCAGUUGAGUGGAAACAUUCCUUCGAAGAUUGGAAACUUGCGAUGGCUGGAAACUCUUGAUCUCUCACAAAAUCACCUCUCCGGGCAGAUUCCUCAAAGUUUCUCUUCAUUAACCUCUUUGUCUCACUUGAACUUGUCUUUCAACAACUUGUCAGGCAGAAUUCCUUCAGGCAACCAACUUCGAACACUCUAUGAUUCAUCCAUUUAUGUUGGCAAUCCAUCCUUGUGUGGGGUUCCUCUUCCAACUGUCUGCCCGGGAGAUGGCGCACUCGCACCAGCUGACCCUGACGAUGGUGAUCAUAAUGAUGAUGAUACUGAUGAGAAUGGGAAGUUUGGUAUCUAUGUUAGCGCUGUCCUCGGCUUCAUCAUAGGCUUUUGGAGUGUUUGUGGCACAUUGGUAAUGAAGAAAUCAUGGAGGUAUGCCUAUUUUCGAUUCUUUGAUAACAUACAGGAGAGGGCAGCAUUAGCAAUUGCAUUGAGAGUGGCUCAUUGGCAAAGGAAGACUUGAUUGGAAAGGAAAAUUAAAGAAUAAAAUGCAUUGAAGGCUGUCAAUAUGGAGCAUUUGUGGCUUUCUAGACUGGGUACGUUGUCUCUCUUUUGGAUUCUCUUUAUUCUUGUAAGCCAUAUACAAAUUUGCCCGCUUUGGUGCCUCAAAUGUUGGUGCAGUCUGGUGGAGAAAUUUACCUUCUCCCUUUCUAGCAGAGUAUGGUAGAUGCUUGUCUUCAAGAAUUAAUUAUCGCUUCUCUUAGUUCAUGUUUUCCUGUAGAUUUAUGUCUAGUAUUUUGAUCUUUUUUAUUGUAUUUCCUUGUACUUAUUAUGUGUUGUUCCUUUGCAAGUUUUGAGUAUGCACGACUUCUUGUUUUGUGUCCUUUGGAAGUGGU